Molecule: messenger RNA, 3024 nt
Organism: Rhodotorula graminis WP1
Lineage: Eukaryota; Fungi; Basidiomycota; Microbotryomycetes; Sporidiobolales; Sporidiobolaceae
Exons: 21
Coding region: 43-3024 (993 amino acids)
Biological process (GO): meiotic cell cycle; regulation of synaptonemal complex assembly
Source: RefSeq, a predicted model, not a curated record
CGCUCGCUCCCUCGCUGAGCAGCGAAAGGGCGCGCACAGGCCAUGCCUCCCACCGCGCGCAAGCGUGUCAAGCACGCGUCCACGUCGAGCGCCGCAGUGCCGUCGCUUGUCGACGCCGUCGCUCGCCUUCGGGCCCAACUCGCCUACGUCGACCAGCUCUCGUCUGCCGACUCGCCGGCCGAGCUCGAUCGGGAGCUCAACACCCUCGCCGACCGCCUGCGCACCUACGAGGCGGCCGCAGGGGCGGGCGGCGACGUCGACCGAGUCGCCGUCGCUGGGUGGAGCGACGAGCUCGACCACAAGGGCACGCAGCUGUGGAACCGGUCGACCGCCCUCAAGCAUGCACACCUCGCCAACGAGCACGUCGACCCGGCCUGGCUCGCCGUCGUCGCCGACUUGCGCCUGGUCGCCUACCGCCUCAUCCGCCUCGGCGCCAUCGAGCCCAUAUCCUCGUCCGACCGUCUCUCGCACCUCUCGCUCGCGACCAAGGCCGCCGCCGCAUCGCUCGCCGCUCGGCGCCUGUCGAGCGCCGAGGCCGCCAUGACCGAGUGCGCCAAGCUCGUCGCGGCCGUCGAGCAGGACCCGACUCGCUCGAGCGACGGCGUCAAGCCGCUCGUCGACUACUACUGCUUCCGCAUGCGCUUCUCGCUCGCGACCAACAAGAUUUCGCUCGUCUCGUGGGCCGUUAGCAAGGCGCAGGCGUUGCUCAAGGCCUCGUCGGUCCAGUCGCGCGACGUCAGUCGUCCUUCGAGCUUGCGCCUUCUUCUCCUUCAGCCUGCUGAACCUGUCAGCGAGCAGAUCGAGCACCUCGGGCACACCCUCCUCGAGGUCGCAUCGGCGCUCCUGCAGCCCUCGGCGAGUACCGCCUUGGACGGCGACCUCGGGAGCGAGCUGGCGAGGGAGUGGCUGCAGUGGGCGAUCGAGCUGUUCGAGGCGGUGGAGGGGCAGGACGUCCGGGUCAUGCAGAUCUGCGCGCUUCGCCUUUUCGCCCAAGCAUGCCUCGCGGCCAAGGACGACGGCGAGUUGGCCGCAAAGGCCGAGGCGGCUCUGCAGCAGGUCCUUGAACUCGACCCGUCGGCGGCGCUGCAUCGUCGCGUCGUCAAGCUCGUCAUCGCUCGAGGCGGCAGCGACGAGGAGAUCUCUGCGGCGUUCCUCGCGGCGGCAAAGGCGUCGGCGCUCGAGAGCAAGGGCGGCAUGCAUCUUCUGGCGGUCCUCGAGCAGCUUCCCUCCCCCAGGAAAGGCCUGCGGCUGCAGCUUCUCACGACGACCGUCUCCGAGCUUGCGACCUGGGGCAUCGUCCAGUGCGACUUCCUCGGGCAGGUCGUCGUGGCAGCCGUCUCGCUCGCGAGCGAUGCCGAGAGGAGCGUGCUCACGCAGCUCCUCCUCACGGUCGCACAAGGCCUCCCGACGUUCCGCCUGUCGCCCGCCGACGCGCUCACCUGUGUCUCGAUCCUCCGUCGCUCCGGCGACAAGGCCUCGGUCGACAAGCGCUACGCCGAUGCCGCCGACAGCUUCCUCCUCGCGACAUCGACCGUCUUUCGCUCCCAUCCCUUCUCUUCGACGGCCAAGUCGAUUCGCAAGGCCGCCCUCUGCUACCUCGAAGCAGGCGAGCACGAGCGGGUCGAGACGACGAUGCAGCUCAUCCCGUCGGGCGAGGAGGAGGCAAAGGACCACUUCGUCCGCUUCUGCGCCCGCCUGAGCAACAUCGCCAAGGCUCUCGCGACUCUCAAGGUCAUGGUCGUCGCGCCCGGCUUCGCGCCCAAGUACCUCCAGUGGGCCUACAAGCUCGCCGCCGAACGCGACCUCAAGGACCUGUCGGUCGCCAUCACCGAGCUCCUGUACGACAUUUGCCAUGCACCUGAGCUCGCGGCCCAGCUCGACUACAUGGUCUUGACGAGGAGCGUCAUUCGUCAGCAAGUCGUUCGUCUGCAAGACAAGGAUGUCUCGGACCAGCUCAAGGACGAGGUGGCGCAAAGCGCUCUCAAGCAGCUCGAGUCCGGCGAGUCUCGCCAGAAUGGACAUCCUUCUCUGCAUGACCUGACGACGUCCUCCACCGACAGGUCUGCUCCUCGCUCGCCGCCUCAAGGACUCGGCCAACCCGCCGGGCUCGCUCGUCAAGGAGGUCGUCUGGCUCUACAAGACGGCCUACAACCUCUGCACCGAGUUCUGCGCCCGCUGGACCGCCUCGACCUCGUCGGGCUUCUUCGCCGUCACGGUCGCCCUCAUCGAGCUCGCCAUCGAGGUCGGCGGCGACGUCAUCGACAUCGACAAGCUGUGGACGUGCAAGACGGCCGUCAUCGCCGGCGAGUACGCCCUCGCCAAGGACGUCGGCGGGCAGGACCAAAGAAGGCGUACCAGAUCGUCCUCAAGCACGUCGACGCGUUCAGCAAGUCGCUCAAGAUCGCGCUCGCCUCGUCGCCGCAACUUGGGAAGGCCGAUCAUCUGCUCGAAGCCGUCUACGCCGUCAAGGUCGAUGCGCUCGCGCAGCUCGAGGACUGGAAGGCGCUCGUCAAGUUCGUCGAGGUUUUCGAGGCGGAUGCCUCGACUGCGCCGCUCGGCGUCGUCAAGCUCGUCGUCGACAUCGUCACCAAGAGCUCAACCUGCUCGCUCGACAUCAUCCGCAGCAUCCUGCGCAAGACGCUCGCCCUUCUCUACAGCCGGCAGGACCUCGACGUUUCAUCGAUGGCGCUUUGGCUGCGCAUGCUCGUCUACGAGCUCGUCGCGCGUCGCGACCUCGACCAGGCGCUCGAGUACGUCCAGAACGCGCAGCAGCUCAUCGAACGGCACAAGCGCGAGUACCCCGAGGACGAGGCGAGCUGGAUGCUCUCGACGGCAUGGGACGAAGGCCUGAACGCCUUUGCCGCCUCGAACCCGCUCUCGGGCCUCGACUGGUGCACGAUCUCGCUCGACAUCGCUCGUGCGGUCGAGAGCCCGCUCGCUGCGACGAUCGAGCAGCAGAUCGACGAGCUCAAGGUGCGGUACGUCGUCAAGGAGGAGCAGGACGAGGGGGGCUCGUGGGCGUGA